GCCAGGCGGGAGGCGGCAGCGGUUGGAGGCUUCGCGGGGCUUUGCAGCUGGGACUUCGGCGGGCGGCGGCGGCAGCGGCGGCGGCGGCGGCGGCGGCGCCUCGGGCACCCGGGCUCUGACACCAUGCGGCGAGUGGUGCGGCAGAGCAAGUUCCGGCACGUCUUUGGACAGGCAGUGAAAAACGACCAGUGCUAUGACGACAUCCGCGUCUCCCGAGUGACCUGGGACAGUUCCUUUUGUGCCGUCAACCCCAGAUUUGUCGCCAUCAUCAUAGAAGCGAGUGGGGGAGGAGCCUUCCUGGUGCUCCCUCUGCACAAGACGGGGCGAAUUGACAAAUCCUACCCCACAGUAUGUGGCCACACAGGACCAGUGCUGGACAUAGACUGGUGUCCACACAACGAUCAGGUUAUUGCCAGCGGCUCAGAGGACUGCACCGUUAUGGUUUGGCAGAUCCCAGAAAAUGGACUGACCCUUUCCCUGACCGAACCUGUGGUGAUUUUAGAAGGUCACUCGAAAAGAGUUGGCAUCGUCGCCUGGCAUCCGACAGCCCGCAACGUGCUUCUUAGCGCAGGAUGCGAUAACGCCAUUAUCAUCUGGAACGUGGGCACGGGGGAGGCCCUCAUCAACUUGGACGAUAUGCAUUCAGAUAUGAUUUACAACGUGAGCUGGAACCGCAACGGUAGCCUCAUUUGUACCGCAUCCAAAGACAAGAAAGUGAGAGUCAUCGACCCCAGGAAACAGGAGAUCGUGGCGGAGAAGGAGAAAGCACACGAGGGAGCCCGGCCCAUGCGCGCCAUCUUCCUGGCCGACGGCAAUGUCUUCACUACUGGCUUUAGCCGCAUGAGUGAGCGGCAGUUGGCACUCUGGAACCCGAAAAACAUGCAGGAACCAAUCGCUCUUCAUGAGAUGGACACUAGCAACGGGGUGCUGCUGCCUUUCUACGACCCAGACACCAGUAUCAUUUACUUGUGCGGGAAGGGUGACAGCAGUAUCCGCUAUUUUGAAAUCACGGAUGAAUCCCCAUAUGUCCACUACCUCAACACAUUCAGCAGCAAGGAGCCUCAGCGAGGGAUGGGCUACAUGUCUAAGCGGGGACUUGAUGUCAACAAAUGUGAGAUCGCUAGGUUCUUCAAGCUCCACGAGAGGAAGUGUGAGCCUAUCAUCAUGACUGUCCCCAGGAAGUCCGACCUCUUCCAAGACGACCUGUACCCUGACACGGCGGGGCCGGAGGCGGCGCUGGAAGCAGAGGAGUGGUUCGAGGGGAAGAACGCCGACCCGGUCCUCAUCUCCCUGAAGCAUGGCUACAUUCCCGGCAAGAACAGGGACCUCAAGGUGGUCAAGAAGAACAUUCUGGACAGCAAGCCGGCCGCAAACAAGAAGGGCGAUCUCAUCAGUGCUCCCAAGAAGACCACAGACACGGCCAGUGUGGUAAGGAGCGUGUGCUGGGACUGGGCUGGGCCUGUGUCCCCUGGAAAGCUCCCUGGUCCAGGCAGUGCCCGGGGGUUGGUGACUCUGGUCUGCUCGGCUAGCCAGCACUGGCUUUGAAAUGCCUGCUGCGCUG
This is a messenger RNA of Peromyscus leucopus (white-footed mouse), 1561 nucleotides long. RefSeq names its product coronin 1C (gene Coro1c). Gene Ontology annotation, biological process: actin filament organization; neural crest cell migration. The coding region runs from base 124 to 1545 and encodes 473 amino acids. The transcript has 10 exons. The record is from RefSeq and is a predicted model, not a curated record. Lineage: Eukaryota; Metazoa; Chordata; Mammalia; Rodentia; Cricetidae. Gene Ontology annotation, molecular function: actin filament binding.